AUGAGUACAAAGAAGAUGCUAGAGAGAGUGCUUUCUGCGCGCAGAACGGCGCAAGUUGGCGAGGAAGGAGACGAGGACGACGAAUCGAAGACGAGGAAGCAAGUAUUGCUGGCCAUGAGGGCCACGAAUCACUUGACCCGAACUGGUUAUCUAUUGCCCUGUCUGGUCCUCGGUCUCGUCGUCAUCGUAGUCUCUUCUCUCAUCAUUCACUCUCGCGAUUUGGUCUGCAUUUCUUCCCCUUCAGCAUUCGACCCUGUCUCUCGCAUGCGUUUCUUCGGUUUCGACAGCCUCGAGUCCCAUUUUGGAUCUCUCGGUGUUCCCUGGUGUAAGUGGUUUUGGAUUCUAUAUUCGUAG
Molecule: messenger RNA, 354 nt
Organism: Ilex paraguariensis (yerba mate)
Lineage: Eukaryota; Viridiplantae; Streptophyta; Magnoliopsida; Aquifoliales; Aquifoliaceae
Source: the annotation of a GenBank genome assembly